UUUACCUCAUAGGUUGGUAGACAUUCUAAAGGGCUUGGUUCUGAUAGUCUUAAUGCAGUAAUUUUAUAUGGAAUUUUAACUGGAAAAUGUUCGUGUUGGAUUGAAUACAUGUAAGAGUUUUUUGAGAAGUAGAGGAAGACAGACAUAAGUGGCACUGUGGAUAUGCCUCACAGACAAAAUGGGGACACCGAAUUGAUCAACGACAUACGCCAAGCUAAACAUGAUAUAAGCCUUGAACCAGAAGGAGCAGCCAGCAUUCUUAGAUCGGUGCAAGCCCAGGAAGCACAGUUUGAAGAACUUACCAGACAGUUAGAAUUUGAGAAAAAGAGGGUUGCUGACCAAUUGGAACAGAGUGCAUAUGUGGAUGAUUCCAGUUUAAGAAGCAUUAGUGAAUCAAAUGACUCAUUUUCCUGGAGACGUUCUGGUCAGGACGAAUCACAUUUAGGCGACGAGACUGAGACCGAACUUAGUGCUCAUUUACUGGAUUCAUGCUUGCGGGAAUUAGAGGAGAAACAGCUUAUGGAUCCAAAUGAUCACAUGACAAGCUUUCAGUAUCCGAACCCUGGCAUGGAUAAUUCUCACUUUUCUAAUGGACAAGACUCAGAUUAUAUGAGAGAUAAUUACAUGGCAAUGAAUGGAAGUGAUGAUUAUGCGCGAGUACCUGAAGGGCAAAUGGGAUCUGUUCAGAGACACAAUCGAGAUUUUGAUGGCCAUCAUGGCUCCACAGGUUCAUUACCACGCAGCAUAGAUGAUUACACAGCCUCACCAGCACACCACCCACACAUGGACGACUACCAUCACCCUUACGAUAGAGAAGAUUACGGCUCACGAGGGGACUAUGAACCCCAUCGCGACUAUGAGCCCCAGCCAGACUACCGCAACCCACCUCCUGAUGGCUACAUUGAUGAUCGAUAUGGCCGCCAUUCACCAGACUACGUCUCUGGCUCUCAGUUACAACAUCCUGGUUAUUCGUACAAUGGACCACCAUCGCCAGUUGGUAGCGAUCGGUUCCGACAGCCGCCAGGAAGAUACGGUGACGAUGGAUAUAUGCCUGAAGAACAGUACGGCAGACCAGGGGAAGGAUACCGAGCACCAUCGCCCCAAAAUAGUGAGCGAUACAAUGAACGGUAUGUUGGUACUCCUCCGGGAAGUUACAGCCAUGCUCCACAAUUUGACGAUCAAUACCGAGAUUCUCCAACUCUUCCUCGUAAUGGCAAUUAUCGACAUUAUGAUACCUAUGGUCCUUAUCCCGCCCCACAUUCUGCCGCCGUUGACCAAAUAUGGGACAUGUUACCGGAUGAGGACCCCUAUCAGAGUGGAGCCUACGACCCAGACACCAUGGAUUCAGCCCCUUUAGCAAGUAUGGACCCGAGAGACAGUCAAGACAACCUGGUCUUCCCACAUUCAGAGAAAGGUCUGCGGGCGCCAGAUUUACAAGAAGUCAUUGAAUAUCUGGGUCAUUCUAAUCAAGCCAUCGUAGCCAACGCUGCAGCUUAUCUACAGCAUCUUACAUAUGGAGACGAUGGCCUCAAGAACAAAACAAGGGGUUUGGGUGGAAUUCCAGCCCUCGUCAAUCUUAUCACACAUGACAACCAAGAAAUCAGUAGAAGUGUAUGUGGUGCUCUCAGAAACAUCUCGUACGGCAAAGCAAACAAAGAUAACAAAAUAGCUAUCAAGAAUGCUAAUGGGAUACCCAACCUGGUUCGCCAAAUGAGAAACACAGAGGAUCCAGAGAUUCUGGAAAUGGUGACAGGAACAUUAUGGAACUUGUCGUCUACAGAUGUCUUGAAGAAGCCGAUAAUUGAUGACGGAUUAACUGUUCUUACUAAACGUAUCGUAAUACCGCACUCUGGCUGGAAAGGUAAUGUGAGAGAUGUUCGGAGUAUGGAUGCUCAGUGGAGUACAAUAUUCAAAAACACAUCUGGAUGCUUGAGGAACGUAAGUUCGGCAGAUACUGACACAAGGAAAAAGAUGAGAGAAUGCGAGGGAUUUGUGGACUCUUUCUAUUACGUCUUGUUAGUAGCAACUCAAAGUAACGAGAUGGAUAAUAAGGUUGUUGAAAAUGCAGCUUGUAUCCUACGGAAUCUAUCCUUUAGGAUAGCGUACGAGGCCAACCAUCCGGAUGCCCUUCCCGACAAAACACUGAAGAAAGACGGAACAAUGAAGAAACCAGCUCCUAAAGAUGCCAAGAAAGCUGGUUGCUUUCCAUCUACCAAGAAAAACUCAAAAGAUGGAGGAAAAACAGGAACAUUAACUAAAUCUGGUACACUCAGUAAGCAGUCACAUGAUCAAUAUCUGGAGUUUCCUGAAAGGAAAACACCAGCCAAAGGUGCAGAGUUACUAUGGCAACCUGAGGUGAUCAAGCCAUACCUGUUGAUACUGUCCAACUGUUCUAAUCCUGUCACACUCGAGGCUUCUGCCGGAACUCUUCAAAAUAUAUCAGCCGGAGAAUGGAGGUGGGCUGGUUACAUUCGUGCAUCCGUACGCAAAGAAAAAGGUCUUCCAGUACUUGUAGAAUUAUUGAGAAUGGAUAAAGAACGAGUGGUAAAAGCAGUUGCCUUAGCACUGCGAAACUUGUCAAUGGAUCCAAGGAAUAAGGAACUUAUUGGUAAAUAUGCUAUGCGUGACUUGGUGUCUCGGCUUCCCGGAGGCGGUGUUAAUGACACAAAAUUGUCUGAUGAGAGUACACUGGCUAUUCUUACGGCCCUCCAGGAAGUCAUUUCAAAGAAUAUGGAGAAUGCAAAAUCAUUACGUGAUGCAAGCGGUAUUGAGCGUUUGGUAACAAUUUCAAAAUCCAAAAAAUACCCAGCAAACGUAGUGAAGGCUGCCAAUCAGGUGCUGUUUACCAUGUGGGGCUUCCGAGACUUGCGGGCGCUUUACAAGAAAGAUGGCUGGGAAGAAACCGUGUUUAAUCCCAUGGGACUGAAAACAGGAACUCUACCAAAGUCGGCCACGGGUCCCAAGACCCAAGCAGCAAGGCAAGCAUCUGCUCCAGUAGGUGCCAGACCUGAUGAACCAACAUCAACAACAAAUCCCAACUAUAGUGAUUCAACAAUUGGAUCUAAAUAUGGUGGCCCACCCACCGAUGAGGGACCACCGCCGAUUGGCCAAGAUGAUCAUAGAGGUAGAGUCAUUGACGUCUUCGACCCAGCUUAUGCUUCGGCCGAGGAGGUGCAAAACUAUGCCAAGGAGCACCACCGUUACCCCUCAGGAGAUGAGCAUAUAGGCAUGCAGGAUUUGAAUUACUCUAGUGUUGACAACAACUCAUUCAAACAACCUGCAGGUUCUGUUCCAAUGUACGGAAUGACACGGGAGAACAUGACGCCUACGUCACCAAAUCGUGAGCCAGUGUAUGCAAAAGUUGAUAAGGAGAAGAAGAACAGGUACCGACAGAGUUUGACAGACAACUACGACAACACACCGGAGUCACAGCAUGCUACAAGCAUACAGCUUAAUGGACCAGGAGAUGAUCCUAAUAUUGAUUCAUGGGUCUAAACACUAUAAGCAAAAGAAGAAACACAAACAGUCUUGGAAUCUUGUCAAUAUUUUUGUUGACUACUGUCAUUGGAAGCUGGAAUUUAUGGCACAUACUCAUAAAGUUCGAAUUUAGACAGUCAAGCAAGCUGGGUGUUGUGUGGAAAAGAAUUGAAAAUGAACAGAGAUCUAAUAACAUGAAAAAAAUUAAAUGAGGAUAUAAGGCAAGAAAACAGGUGCGCAAGAUAAAAAUGAUAACUUUACAUUUAAUGAUUGAUCUUCAAUUUAGAGAGAUUGGACUCAAAUAAACUGUGAUUGCAUUUGAAGAUAAUGGAUUAGAUGAUCAUUAGUUGCGAUGGAUUUGACACCUGAUUGGAUUAGUCGUAAAUGAAUUUUCAUGAUUGUAUUACGAUUGUGUUUGAAAUCAGUAAUGAUAAAGCAGAUUUACACGGACAAUAAACUGAUUGUGUUGAAUCAUUGAUUGCUGCAGUUUUAGAUUUUCAUGGGGAAAAAAAAUCAAUUGAUAAUGAAUCGUUGAUUGCUGCAAAUUCUCAAAGUGAUACAUGGAAUUCGAAGAUAAUAAAGACUAAAGAUUAAAGAGAUGGAUAUGCGUUGCACAGGCAAAGAAUUAAUGUAAUCAUGUUUGUAGAAUCGUACAUAAAAGGUGAUAGCUCUAUAACUGAUCAAAAUGAGUGACACUGAAAAUUACCAGAAAAUUGUAGAUUCAAAACUUGAUGGAAAAACAGAGCACUGUCAAAGAAAACAGGCAAUUAUAAACACUGAUCAAUGAAUAAUUGCAAAAAUUGUAUGCUUGAUUCUAAUAAAGUAAAUAGCUUCAUAAAGACUUUAUAAAAAGGGAUAAUUAUCUAUAAAAAAAAAACAUUUGAAUUUAAUGAAACUGGUUGUAGCACCAAGUCAGUUUGAACUGGUAGCAUUGACUUUAGCUUGGCAGACAGGAUGUACUGUAUUCUAAUUGUUGUCAACAUUCAACCUAUUCAUUUGGAACCUCUGUACAUGGAUUUUACUAUUUGUAGAAUUGUGUAAAAUUAAUGGUUUGCUUUAGUAUAAUAUCAUGAUAUUCAUUGGCUGAUAAGCAUGGUUUUAUCAAGCAAUAUGUUACACUCCCUCCCUUAAUGUGCCUUUAUUUCCCAGUGAAAGAAUGUAAAAUCAUAUUGCUUCAAAGUGUAAUUGUAGAUAAUGACACCAAAUAUAUAUAUAAAAAUUUAAUCCCAGCAAAAAUUAUAUCAUUCCCCAGUUACCUGUCAAUUUUAAAAUGUUUAAGUAAUUGUAAAUCAGUUAUUGCUGGACGAUGCACUGUAGGAACAAACGUGGUGAUGGGUUGUCAUAAGAAAAAAAGAAUAUGACAGACGUUUUUUUCAAAUCUGGUUGAUCUUUUAAGAGAAUUCACUGGUUGUUCUGCGAUGCUAUAAUUCAAUUAAUACUGUGUAAAUUAUGGUUGUGAAUAUCAAGUCCUUGUGCAUUGAUGUGAGCUGCAGCUGUACUACGUGUUCAUUGUUAAGUAAAAGGCACAUUUUUUAAGAGCAGAUUAGCUGUAUGCACAUUAUCAACCAAGUUUAGAUGCACCUAAAAUCAUUUCAACUGUAGUAUGCUAUAAUAGGUCACAUGAUUGUUCUUCUAAGAAGUAAACCAUUGCUUAAUGUCACAGUUAACCUUUGAGUGAAUUUUAAUAUUCAGUCAACACAUGUGCUCAGAAGUAAGUGUAUAAUAAUCAUAAUAAAGUUAGAAUGUGAACAAACCAGGUAUGAAUUCCAGGUGGAUAAUCGGAUAUGCAUUCCAGGUGAAUACAUCAGGUGUGCAAUCCAAGUGUGCAUUCCAGGUGGAUACAUCAUGGUGUGCAUUCUGGUGGAUACUGUAGGUGUGCACAUUAGUUAUGAAUUCCAGGUGGAUAUAUCAGGUAUGUAUUCCUGGUGGAUACAUCAGGUAUUCAUUCCUGGUGGAUACAUCAGAUAGGAAUUCCAAGUGGAUAUAGAAGAUGCAUUCCUAGUGGUUAUAUCAGGUGUGCGUUGCUCUUGGAUAGACCAGAUGCAUUUCAGGCAGAUAUUUCAGCUUUUAAACAGCAAGUUGCAAUUCAGUGGUUACACCAGAUAGGAUUCGCCUGUUUCACGUAUAUGAAGUAAUGUUGAUGUGAUUUUUAAUAAUGCUGUAGAACCAAUAAUAUCUGCGUAAUAUCAGGUAUACAUGAGAAAAUGUUGUCAAUUUCUGUUCCUGCGGAUGUGCAGUGUUCCUGACAAAAUUAGCUGUGAUAUUUCUACAUCUAAUCAAACAUUAUUUCUAAAGUACUGUAAUCUGCAUACAAUUAAUGGAGAUAAGUAUCAUAAUUAAGUAUUAAAUUUUAAUUAAGAAGUAUUUAUACUUGUGGUAUCAAUGCCAGACAAGACAGUAGUUUUAGUGCGAGUUUCGACUUUAUUCCUUGUGUAUAUUGCUUUUUUUAAUUUGAUUUUAUUUUUAUGAAGUUUUAUGCAAAUUGAAUCUUCGUUACUUUUUAAUUUUGCAUUUUUUGUGAAUCACUUUUGUAAAUAUGGAGAUUUUAUUACUAUUUUUCACUAACAUUUUGAUGGAAAUAAUUUUAAACCUGUUUAUGUGAGGAUUUAUUGUUUUCUUUAUUUUUGUCCUUAAAUUGUUUGAUAAUUUGUUAUUCUUGCAUGUCAUUAAAUUUGAUUUAUUUGCUUGUAGUUAUACUGAGUAAACAAAACGUUACUUUUGCUUAAUUUAUGCUAUAAGGUUGGCUUUUACAUUUUAGUUUCUAACCCAUAAGAUGCAAUAAUUCAAUGUAUUGAGAAUAAGGUUAUUUUAAUUAUACAACCCUUGUAAAAUUCAGUAGUUCAGAGACUGAAAUUUCAAUUGAAGGUGGGACUUACUAAUAAUUUACCAUUAUAUAUAUUUUAGCAUAAAACUACAUGUAUGUUUAACACAAAAAAAGGUUUGAUAGUCCAGAUAUUCUGUUAAUUUCACAUGAAUAAUCUCAUGUAAUAUUGUCCAUCUAACAACAUACCAAAUUCUAGUUGAACAAACUGCAUUCCAUGACAGAAUUCAAAAGAAUGAAUGAGUUUUUCUGUAAAAAAGAACAACAUUCUUAAUAGCCUUUUCUAAUUUCAUAGUAAAAUGUAUUUUAGUGGUCAGUGAUGUAUUGAUUGUACAUGUAGGUGGAUUGAAAGGGAUUGUGCAUUGUAAUGUUGAAUGUAGCUUUUCAUGUUCCUAUCCAAUAAUGGGUCUUUGGUAACUUAACAAUGAUCAAUGAUUUCUAGUCCUGGCAACAUUUCUUUGAGAAUACAUUUUAAACCUUGCUAAUAAAACUUACUGGCAGGAUGAAA
Messenger RNA from Anneissia japonica, 6806 nucleotides. RefSeq names its product catenin delta-2-like. NCBI's taxonomy places the organism in Eukaryota, Metazoa, Echinodermata, Crinoidea, Comatulida, Comatulidae. Gene Ontology annotation, biological process: cell-cell junction assembly; cell-cell adhesion. Gene Ontology annotation, molecular function: cadherin binding. The record is from RefSeq and is a predicted model, not a curated record. The transcript is spliced from 24 exons. Gene Ontology annotation, cellular component: plasma membrane; nucleus; cytoplasm. Bases 163 to 3495 code for a protein of 1110 amino acids.